Messenger RNA from Hippocampus comes (tiger tail seahorse), 967 nucleotides. RefSeq names its product cilia- and flagella-associated protein 20-like. Lineage: Eukaryota; Metazoa; Chordata; Actinopteri; Syngnathiformes; Syngnathidae. The coding region runs from base 125 to 745 and encodes 206 amino acids. The transcript is spliced from 6 exons. The record is from RefSeq and is a predicted model, not a curated record.
UUUGACUGCCUUUGAUUGAGUGCUUUUGCAAAGCAUGCGGAGCUUCCAGCAUACACAACACAAGAAGCGUGCUUCUGGAUGUCGGCCCCAAUCGGGUCGGUAAAUUGUACCGAACACGCACAACAUGUUUAGAAGUACGUUUCAAGGUGGAUUUCUGUCUAUAUUAUAUAGCAUCGGCAGCAAACCUCUUCAGAUAUGGGAUAUAAAGGUGAAAAAUGGUCAUAUCAAACGAGUUACAGACAAUGACAUCAACUCGCUCGUGUUGGAGGUGGAGGGUUCAAACGUCAGUACCAACUACAUCACAUGUCCCGCUGACCCCAGGCAGACUCUUGGCAUCAAAAUGCCUUUUCUUGUGAUGAUCGUCAAGAAAACCCGGAAAUAUUUCAGCUUUGAAGUCCAGGUGUUAGAUGAUCAGAAUUUACGCCGGCGGUUUCGGGCAAGUAAUCACCACAGCAAGACGCAAGUGAAUUCAUUUAUGUGCACUAUGCCAAUUAGUGUUGAUGACCGCUGGAACCAGUUUCAGUUCAACUUGGCAGACAUCACCAGGAGGGCUUAUGGAACCAGUUAUGUAGAGACGCAGCGUGUGCAGAUUCAUGCUAAUUGUCGUAUUAGGAGGGUAUAUUUCACCGAUAAACAAUACACAGAGGAUGAGCUCCCACCUGAGUUCAAACUAGUUAUUCCUGUCAAGAAACAGGAUGCAAGCAAAAAAGGAGGUCCUAGACCUGCUGCAACCCGACAGACCUGAAGCAAGUUUGAGCAGAGCAAUUAUUUGUGUAACCAUUGGGUUAACUUUGAAGAUCUGUUAUAUUCACAGUUGAACACAUUAGAUGCGUCUUUUUAAUUGUGUCAUUUAUUUACAUGUUUUUGAAACAAAUCCCACUACUCCAUUUUAUGAUUGAUUUACAUUAUAAAUCAAUGUAAUCCACAUUCUUUGUUCAUUAUAAAACUGGAAAUCUGGUGUUGUGAA